Molecule: messenger RNA, 1828 nt
Organism: Triticum dicoccoides
Lineage: Eukaryota; Viridiplantae; Streptophyta; Magnoliopsida; Poales; Poaceae
Exons: 1
Coding region: 753-1340 (195 amino acids)
Source: RefSeq, a predicted model, not a curated record
CAGAGAAGCUGGGGUUCACCAAGACAACCAUCCAGGCAAAUCCAGACUCUGUUUACUUUGUAUAGUAAGCAGGCGUUCUCCUCGCCUUUUGCAUGCAUAGUUAGUUUGUUCAGAGAUCAGUCUCAAGUCUGAAUUUUAGGAAAAUUAUUUCCCUGUAAGAUGGGGUGGGUUUCCAUUGAUCCUGAGGUCUUUGUGGAAUUCUCAUUUUGCAUGAUGAAAUCAGGGGUGGUGGUGAUAUUGGCCAAAAGUUGACUGGUUCACUCACAGAAGGUAAGAUCAAGAUAGUCUACUGAGUUCUCUUGUGGACCUCAAUCUUCCAGGCUAGGUUGUGGAUACAUACAGGUACUUGCUGAGACAUGUUUUUCCUUAAUUCAAUUAGCAGGAAUCAGCUUUUCCACAUGUGUAGUUUGCCUGAUGACUCAUGGCCGAUUUUCUCAUUCUUAGCCUGAUUAUUGAAUGGUGUUGUAAAUGCAUGAAUAUGACCUGACCUUUAAGCAUCCUAUUUAUAUGCCAUGUUUCUCCAGGAUUUGUUCAUCUACCAGAUUAAAGUAGGCUCACUGCCUCCACUAUACUCCAGGACAGUAGACAUCAGCAUCCACAAGCACAGGUAGUUACAAUUAGUUGCAACCAGAAGAAGCUGAUGAAACCUGCAUUAUAUAUUUAUAUUGUCAUCUUCUACGGCUAGCCCACUACUACUUAUUAGCUGCAAGAUCAGAAGCGACAUAGGGAGCAAGCUGAACGAAGAGGCUGCCAUGAGCUACUGGGGCACCUCGCCGUCGUGGGGGGCGGCCCGCCACGGGCCAUCUCCGAUGGUGCCCCUCAUGGUGGUGCUGGCCCUGGGGUGGGUCAUCUACAACGAGACCCUGCUUGAGUGUUAUGAGCGGGUGACUGAGGUGCGGGACACCGUGGCCGACAAUGCCAUGGUCUUCAUCCUCGCCGCCGGGUUCCUGCUGCUCGCAGUCGUCCUCCUCAGCAACCAGAUGGAGGUGGUCCUGGUGCCGGCGGUGCUGGUGCUGGUCAUGCUCCUGAUCCAGAACAUCGUUCUUGCCGCGCUCCUGCUGCUGCUGGCGGUGUACCUGGCUGGGAUAUACUACUACCCGCCUCACCGGGGCUACGGCUACGGGGGCGGCGGCGGCGGCUUCACCGGGGCCGGGGGUGACUGGACGGGCUGGGGCUGCGGGCUGGGGUUCUACAUGCUGCUGCUGCUCUGCCUGGUGCUGUGCGCCAUGUUUUCGGAGGAGGGCGGCAGCUGGUGGAUCCCGGGCGUGCUGCUGGCUGCGUGCCUGCUCUGCCUCAACCUCUUCUCAGGUGGCAAAGUCUUGGGCCAGGAGUACUUUUAACCCUUGUGUUUUUCGGGACAGAGCUUAGUUAUUGUUGUCUCGUGGCAUUACCAGAUGGUGAUGUAGCCGCUCAUGGCUCCCUCCUUAGAUUUGUCUGCUACCAUCAUAAGAAUUUUAGCAGACGCGUGGUGACCGGUGACGCCCUGCUGCAAGGAUGGAUUUGGAAAGUAAAAUGGACCUUUAAUAGCGUCCCAUGCAUCCCAUUUGGUCAUGUUGAGCAUGCCGGGUCGAGCUUCAGAAGAUUAAAACAACGGAAAAGGCCAUCAUGAACACGAAACACAUACACCAAAGAUAAAUGCUGUAAGAUGGGCCACCAAUGGCACCUUCAUAUGUGGAGUUUCAGGCAUACAACUGAACUAGCACUCUUAACAUGAUUCGGCAAGUCUAUCUGCAGGUGAAGUUUGCUCGCGCCCAAGGGUAAUCGAUUUGGGAUGUCGUUGCACUUCGUAAGGUAAAUAACUCUUACCAACUACAUGCAGGAGCCUAGU